Molecule: messenger RNA, 1797 nt
Organism: Entrophospora sp. SA101
Lineage: Eukaryota; Fungi; Glomeromycota; Glomeromycetes; Entrophosporales; Entrophosporaceae
Source: the annotation of a GenBank genome assembly
AUGGCCAAUAAUGAUGAUAAUUUUCUUUCAAGUCCUUUAUCCUCUGGAACAGCUAAAUUGGAAUCUUUGUUAUUUUUCCUAAUUGAAAGGAUCUCGCGUGAAUUCCGUUUUCCUGAGCCUUCAUUACAAGAAUUUUGUGAUGAAAUUUCAAAUUUACAAACACCCAAUGAUUCUAUUAAAUUAAAGGAGGUUUUAUUAAAAAAGCAAAAAAAUACAUCAAAAAUUUGCUCAAAGAGCAACUUGUUUGGUAUAUAUAUUCGCAAAUGCCGUCUUGAAAGUAAUAAAUUAAGUUUUGGUGAUAUCAUCAAGCUAUUUAAUGCCUUGGUAAAAUACAAGAAAACUUUGAAAAAUCAAUCAUCACUAUUAGUCAAUAAUUUGGCCGAUGAUUCUCACGUUUUAUAUAAUAUUGCACACAAAUAUCAUAUCGAAAAUCAAGAAUUAUAUGCAAAAUGUGAUGCCUUUUCAUAUCUACAUUAUAUUAUCACUAAUCUCCACAAAUAUGGCGGUGUUGUACCUGAAGAAAUUGAAAGGAAGAUUCGAAUGAUAAAUGAGCAGAUGCCAGAACUUUCUGCAGUGCAUUAUAUUGAAUUUGGCCAUAAAGAACAAGCUAUAUUGGCAAUCAAAGAAGCAAUUGAAAUGGCACGUGAUUGUAAUGAUCAAGAAUGUUUACGUUUUGCAUUAAGCUGGUUGUAUCGAUUAAAAGCAACUGAUCAGAUACCAAUUGACAAUGUUGGACCAACUGAACAACAAUUGCUUGAUUCACUUAUACUUAAAGCUAAAAAAACAAAUUAUAUAUACUCGCAUGUUUUAGGAGAACUUGGGAGCGCACAACGUCAAGUUCAAUUGGGUUCAUCACCUGCAGAAGUUUUUGAUUCAUUAUUUAAAAGCCAUGUUUUAAACUCUAAUUGUAGCUCAAUUUUAUCAUUUUUAUAUUCCCAUUGUGUGAAAGAGGGUAAAAAUCCUAAUACAGAAGAUCUUUUAACAUCAAUAUGUCAAUUAGCAGAUCAACAUGCUUCAAAUGGCAAUUACUCGGAGGCAAUAAAACUUCUUUCUAAACGUAAGGGUGAUUUUCUUAGGGUACGCAAAUUGUCAAUACUUUGGAAUCUCUGUUUAGAAAAAGUUUUAUAUCAAAAAAGCUUUGAAAGACAAGAAAUAGCAAACAUUAAAGCACUAAAGACUCAAAUUCGUGCUAUCUGUCAUAAUGAUGAGCAUUUUCAUGUAGACUUUGAAUUUAAUCAUGCUGCAUAUUUGGCUAAAAUAGAUAGAACAAAUGAGGAAGCAGAAAAUCCAAUACCAGCACUUCCGUGUGUUUUAAAAUCAUUAUGCCUUAGCGAAAGAUUUCAUUAUCAAAGAAGCUUUUUCUUGGCAAUAUUACGGCUUGCACAGAUACUAAUCCAUUUUAAUUUACCAAAUAAAGCCAAAACUAUGAUUGAGAAUAUUAUGCAUUUGAUUCUUGCCGAUCAUACAUUAUAUUUACAAUCACUUGGAAAUUUUAUUUAUGCACAAUCUAUGAUUGCAUGUAUAAGUCAAAAUAUGAAUGCUAAUGGUGAGCAAUCUAUUAGUUGGGAUGAAGUUUUGUUACCAUUAGAAGAUGCAAAAAUAGGAUUCAAACAUUUAGAAUCAAUAUCUGAAUUACUUAAAGUUCUUCAAUUGCUGUCCUAUAUAUAUAAUAUUAAAGGUGAUUUGAUUUCUCGUGACAAGGUUGCCGAGGAAUUUAAAAAGUUAUAUUUGUUAAAUGAAACAAACAAGGUUAAACAACCAGAUUUUAAUAUUUACUGCCCCACAAUUUUUAUAUAA